Molecule: messenger RNA, 1241 nt
Organism: Cyprinodon tularosa
Lineage: Eukaryota; Metazoa; Chordata; Actinopteri; Cyprinodontiformes; Cyprinodontidae
Product: H-2 class I histocompatibility antigen, Q9 alpha chain-like
Exons: 8
Coding region: 123-1241 (372 amino acids)
Biological process (GO): immune response
Cellular component (GO): external side of plasma membrane
Source: RefSeq, a predicted model, not a curated record
UCUCAGGUCAUCACGUGGUAAAGAAGCAGUUUUAUGGUUUCAUUUUCGAUGACAACCUGUACAGAUCAGGGAGUUUCUCUCAGACUGGAGCCUCAGAUUAUUCCUGAACCCAAUGGAUCCAGAUGGUGACAGAGGACAAAAUGAUCAAGUUGGUGGUUCUGGUUCUUCUGGGAAUAAACAGCGCUGCAGCUGUGACCCACUCCCUGAAGUAUUUCCACACGGCAUCGUCUCAAGUCCCAAACUUCCCAGAGUUUGUGGCUGUUGGUUUGGUUGAUGAUCUUCAGAUGAUUUACUAUGACAGCGACAUCAAGAAAUGUGUUCCUAAACAGGACUGGAUGAAGGAGAACACUAAUGAGCGGUACUGGGAGAUUCAGACUAACAUCCUUAUGGGUCAGCAGCAGACCUACAAAGCCAACAUUGACAUUGCAAAGCAGCGCUUCAACCAAACUGGAGGUGUCCACAUUGUCCAGUACAUGUACGGCUGUGAGUGGGAUGAUGAGACUGGAGAGGUUACUGGCUUUAACCAGCAUGGCUAUGAUGGGGAAGACUUUGUAGCAUGGGAUGUGGGGACAAACACUUGGAUUGCUCCAAAACCACAGGCUGAAAUUACUAAAAACAAAUGGAAUAACAAACCUAAUCUGGCCUCCAGAAAGAACUACCUCUCUCAGAUUUGUCCUGAGUGGCUGAAGAAGUAUGUUAACUAUGGAAGGAGCUCUCUGAUGAGAACAGAUCUUCCCUCCAUCUCUAUUCUUCAGAAGUCUUCCUCCUCUCCAAUCAGCUGCUUUGCUACAGGUUUCUACCCCAACAGAGCAGAAAUGUUCUGGAGGAAAGAUGGAGCAGAGAUCCAUGAUGGUGUGGAGAAAGGAGAGAUCCUCCCUAACAAUGAUGGAACCUUCCAGAUGAACGUUGACCUGAACCUUCCAUCAUCUGUGGACUGGACAAGAUAUGAAUGUGUGUUUCAGCUGUCUGGUGUUAAUAGAGACGUCAUCGCUCCUCUGGACAAAACAAAGAUCAGGACUAAUGAAGGACUCCCCAUUGGGAUAAUUAUUGGGGUUGUUAUUGCUGCACUUCUGGUUCUGGUUGCCAUCAUUGCUGGAGCUGUCUGGUGGAAGAAAAGAGAUAACAACCUUAUCAAGGCCUCAACAUCAUCUCUGUCUAGUGACGAAUCAAAGGAAAGCAUCACAUCACACGAUAGCCUAGACAGCACCUCAUCAGGAAAACCUCUGCUACGUGAAAAAUGA